Phyllostomus hastatus (greater spear-nosed bat) is the source of this 2931-nucleotide messenger RNA. RefSeq names its product interleukin 1 receptor like 2 (gene IL36R). Gene Ontology annotation, molecular function: interleukin-1, type I, activating receptor activity. Bases 215 to 1867 code for a protein of 550 amino acids. Lineage: Eukaryota; Metazoa; Chordata; Mammalia; Chiroptera; Phyllostomidae. The record is from RefSeq and is a predicted model, not a curated record. Gene Ontology annotation, biological process: signal transduction; regulation of inflammatory response. The transcript is spliced from 11 exons.
AGGUGGCAAAAAUAUGAGCGACCGGAAGGCCAGAGAUUGGGACUCCUGGGCGUCUCCUUACCGCAGGGGAGACCUUGGGGAAGCAGAUGCCAUCUCUAAGAGAAGGUGUGGAGCUUGCGUCUACCUGCCAGUCCAGCCGCACUCCGUCUGGCUCCCUCUUUUCCUGCCGGCCUUUGCCAGGUAGACCUGAGCUGGUUUCUUCCUGCAGCCUGAUAUGGAGACGGUAUCCCUGCUGCUGUGUGGUGUGUCCAUAGCUCUUCCCCUUUGGAUCAGAGCUGAUGAAUGUCGGGACAUUAGUGUGCAAAAUGAGACACCUUCAGUAAACCAGCCUUUUGCUUUUAAUUGCACAUACCCUCCAAUAACCUCUGGGAAAGCACAUGUAACUUGGUAUAAAUAUCCUAGCAAAAUCCCAGUAUCCAAAAACAUGCAGACUAGAAUUUACCAGGAUCAAAACUGGAUUUUGUUUCUUCCCCUGGCAUGGGGGGACUCUGGAAUCUAUCAAUGUAUUAUAAAUAAUACAAAUAUGUGUCACCGAAUACACAUAAACCUAACUGUGUUUAGUGAAACCCAGUGCAUUUCCAGAAACAGUCAAGUGAAUUUAUCAGAUGAGUACAAACAAAUAUUACAUGUUGGAAAAAAUGACAGUCUUACAUGUCAUCUGAACUUCCCGAAGAGUUGUCACUUGGAUUCAGUAAAGUGGUAUAAGGAUUGUAAAGAGAUUAAAGGAGAGCGCUUUGCUUAUUGGGAAAGAAAAAGAAAGCUAUCAGUGAGCAAUGUCUCGGCAGAGGACAGAGGGAACUAUUCGUGUAAAGCCAGACUGACUCAUGCAGGAAAACAAUACAUGGUUUUACAUAGAAUUACUGUGAAUGUCACAGAAAAUGUUGGACAUGGAGGAAUAAUCCCUAAAAUAACAUAUCCAACAAACAAUACAAUUGAAGCACAACUUGGCUCUACCCUUAUUGUAGACUGCAACAUAACAGACACAAGGGAUAAUACAAAUCUACGAUGUUGGAGAGUCAGUAGCACAUUGGUGGAUAUUUACUACAAAGAGUCCAAACGAGUCCAAGAAGGAAUCGAAACCCACAUUUCUGUUCAGGAACAUAAUUUUUACACAGUGAACAUAACCUUUCUAGAAGUGAAAAUGGAAGAUUAUGACCAUCCUUUCACAUGCCAUGCUGGUGUGUCUGCAGCAUACUUUAUUUUAAAACCUCCAGUGCCAGAUUUUCUAGCUUACUUCAUAGGAGGGCUUCUGGCCUUUGCAGGUGUGGCUGUGUUUGUUAUGUGCAUCUACAAUAUUUUUUGGAUUGACAUUGCACUUUGGUAUCGAAGUGCCUUUCAAUCUACUGGGACCAUAGAAGAUGGGAAGCUCUAUGAUGCAUACGUCUUAUACCCCAAGCCUCAACAAGAAAGCCGGAGCUAUAUUGUAGACACACUGGUUCUGAAGGUUCUGCCUGAGGUACUGGAAAGGCAGUGUGGAUAUCAGUUAUUUAUAUUUGGCAGGGAUGAGUUUCCUGGGCAAGCUGUGGCCAGUGUCAUCGAUGAAAACAUUAAGCUGUGCAGGAGACUGAUCAUCAUCAUAGUUCCUGAACUGCUGGGCUUUGACAUAUUAAAGAACAUGUCAGAAGAACAAAUUGCUAUCUACAAUGCUCUCAUUCGGGAUGGGAUGAAGGUCAUUUUAAUUGAAGUGGAGAAAGUAAAAAACUAUACAGUUAUGCCAGAGUCAAUCCAGUACAUCAAACAGAAGCAUGGGUCUGUCCAUUGGAGUGGAAACUUCACAGAGGAGUCACUGUGUGCAAAGACCAAGUUCUGGAAAAAAGUGAGAUAUUGUAUGCCACCCAAAAGGUUUCCACCAUCUUCUCAUACCUAGCUGCUGAAGCACAAUCCCUGUGACCUCACAGCUGAUAACUGAUGUGCCAGCACAGGGUUAUUUACCCUGUGAUGCAGGUUGUCUGUGGGAAGUGGCUCACAUUUGGACAAGAGGCACUGCAUUCAGGCCAUCUGCUUGAAGUUUGUUAUUGUGUACUUGUGUGAAGAACUGUGCUUGUUUGCUUAUUUUGAUCAGACAUACAUCUUUAGAAAAAGAUAUCAGCUCUAAAGAAGGCCCUCAUUAACUUAUUGGCUCAGAACACUUAUGAAUAUUUGCUGAACAUAGACCAGCAUUAGCAUUUGAGCCCCUGAGGAAUAGGACACAGGGAAUUUCAGAGUUUAGUUCAGAUGUCAGGAAGUUGGCACAUGGUGUGGUACCUGUAGGGCCAGAGAUGGGAGCCUGAAUAGCCAGAGGAUGGCAGGAAGGGAGUCUGUGGGCUUGGAGAGGGCUGGCAAGGAUAAUGGCAGUUUUUGUACCUGAUCAGUGUGCACAGGACCCUAGUACUCAGCAGAAACUUACUGUGUCUAUGAGCCUUUCUUACUCCUCUAGUGUAAAUAAAUAACCAUGACCACAGUCUUAGCAGGGUGAGACUGGAAAUGAGUCAGAGAUCAUCUAGACCAGUGGAAACAACAAUGGCGACACUGGAAUUGCCCAUUAAUCUCACUCCUGGUGGGUCCCAUGCUUUGAAAGACUUUAUCUUUCAAACCAAAAUAACUUAUAAUUCACUUAUUUUUCCAGCUGGCCUAUGUCAGCCACAAUUCUGAACAACAUGUGACAGACAUGGUUAUCAACCCGAGAUGAUGUCAUUGUAGUCCAAGUAAAACAAAGUAAUCUUUCAGCUAGUCCAUGCACCUUCAUCAUAGGUUAAUUUAUGACUUCACAAGUCUCAAAGACUUUUAUUACUAAAAAAUAGCUGUAAACUCUUGUCACAACUUUCAGAGACCCUAAUUUGAAGAGUAGAUAUAGUCCAAUGCUCCUUCUGUGGUUAACUGCACUAAGCCUUAUAAAGUGGCCUGCUAAGAUAUAAAAUUAAUAUUCUGGAAUUGGUGGCAUUUUUACAUACC